Molecule: messenger RNA, 1395 nt
Organism: Scedosporium apiospermum
Lineage: Eukaryota; Fungi; Ascomycota; Sordariomycetes; Microascales; Microascaceae
Exons: 9
Coding region: 1-1395 (464 amino acids)
Biological process (GO): glucan catabolic process
Molecular function (GO): beta-glucosidase activity
Source: RefSeq, a predicted model, not a curated record
AUGUCCGAGGUAUUUCCCGGGGAGGGCUGGAACAAGAAACUCGCACUUGAGCGUGGUUCCGCCAUGGCAAAUGAAUUCAAGGAGAAGGGAGUCAACGUAGCCCUUGGUCCUGCUGUAGGAGCUCUUGGCCGCGUCGUUACCGGCGGGAGGAACCGGGAAGCCUUCUCUGUUGAUCCCUAUCUCUCGGGCGCUCUUGUAUAUGAAACCGUGGUCGGAAUGCAGAAUCGCGGAGUCAUGGCAUGUACUAAGAACUUUAUCGCCAACGAGCAGGAGCUGCACCGACAGCCAGUUGGUGACGUCACGGCAGUUUCUUCCAACGUCGAUGAUAAGACCAUGCACGAACUAUACAUGUGGCCUUUCCAAAACGCAGUCUUGGCCGGUACCGCCUCUGUUAUGUGCUCCUAUCAGCAGGUAAAUAACUCUUAUGGUUUCGUGGUGUCGGACUGGGGUGCUCAGUAUCCCGGGUCCGGUGUGUCUUCAGCCCUUGCAGGUUUGGAUAUAGUCAUGCCCGGUCCGAAUCUAUGGGGUGGCAACCUUACCAAGGCUGUUCGCAAUGGGACAGCUCCAGAGUCCCGCGUUACGGACAUGGCCGCUAGAACUCUGGCGGCGUGGUACAAGACGGGCCAGAACAAGGGAUUCCCGAGGCCUGCCAAUCCGGUCCUAUAUCAGGGUGCCGAUGAGGGACAUGUCCUUGUGAAGAACAGGAACAAGCUUCCCCUGAAGACUCCCAAGAUGCUCUCAGUCUUCGGAUACUCGGCGAAGGCACCCGAUCAGAGUGCUCCUGGUGUCGGCACCGGCGGCAGAAAUGCGUGGGCCUUGGGCCUCCUAGCCACAGACACUAGGGAAAUUCUGCUGCGUAUGGCCGGACUUGGUGACGCACCCAUCCCCCCAAUUGCAAUCAACGGCACAAUUCUCAGUGGAGGCGGUUCCGGAUCCACAACGCCCUCCGCAUACCUCUCGCCUCUCGAUGCGCUGAAUCAAAGAGCCUAUAAGGAUAGUACUGCCAUUUUCCACGAUUUGACAAGUGCUGCACCAGCUGUUGAUCCCGCCUCCGACGCACGCAUUAUGAUGGGCAACGCUUGGGCUGGAGAGGGCUACGACCAGUCGGUUCUUCGAGUCGAAUACACGGAUAACCUGAUUCGAUCAGUGGCAGACCAGUGUAGUAAGGCCAUUGCGAGUGACGAGAACUUGUCGAGCAAGCUACCUUACACGGAUGCAAAGAACGAGUCUGACUACGGCCAUUUACUCAACCCCGAUGCGGCAGAUGGUGUCUACAAGUACUUCCCCCAGUCCAAUUUUGAUGAAGGUGUCUACAUCGAUUACAGACGUUUCGAUAAAGAGAAUAUAACACCUCGGUACGAGUUUGGCUUUGGUCUCAGUUAUACCACAUUCUAG